Messenger RNA from Zophobas morio, 1151 nucleotides. Its product is annotated as myb/SANT-like DNA-binding domain-containing protein 3. The record is from RefSeq and is a predicted model, not a curated record. NCBI's taxonomy places the organism in Eukaryota, Metazoa, Arthropoda, Insecta, Coleoptera, Tenebrionidae. Bases 409 to 1134 code for a protein of 241 amino acids. The transcript is spliced from 4 exons.
AUUGAAGAUAACACGGUGUUUUAUAGUUGAAAGGACUCGGUCCCAUUAAAACCUCGCUCCCUUCGGUCGCUCGGAUUUAAACUGGGACCGCGUCCUUUAAAGCACCUAUAAAAUACUUAGGCCCGGUUGUAUAAAAGCAUGUCAAGUUGCAUGUCAGCUAACACUCUGUCAACUUUAACCGAUUGUUAACAUUGGAUUAUUUGUGACAUCGUUUUAUAAAUAAUUUGCGCACGCUAGUUAACUGACAAACCUUUGACAACGAGUUAACAUGGGAUCACGUUCGAAUGCUAGAAAUUUUAUCGUUUAGCAAUUUACGUUGGUACGAGUUCCCGCGUUGACGUUUCCCUCCAAAAUGUCGCUUCAAUUUGUAACUUGCUUUGUGUGGUAUUGCCGUUUUGAGAAGAUAAAAUGCAAGAUUUAACAAAAAGAACCCCUAAUUUUUCUGCUAGGGAAAAAAUUACAUUUUUGAAUAUAGUUGAAAGGUAUAAAGCUACUAUUGAAAAUAAAGGCACGUCAUCUGUUAUUAAUGAGAAGAAAAACAGAGCGUGGGACAAUAUAACACAUGAGUUUAAUGCAGAGACUGAAGUGAGCAGGAGCGUAAAGCAUUUGAAAUUGCUAUACGCUAAUUUGAAAAGGAAAACACGAAAAGAUGUCGCGGAGGAACAUAAAGAACAAUAUUUAAAGGCAAAGGUGGUUGAUGAGGAGGGCAGGCGCGAACUUAAUAGAACCGGUGGAGGCAAUUAUAAGCCGCAGUUGUAUGAAACAGGCGCUCAAAUUUUAGCUAUAAUAGAAGACCAAGUGCAACCUUUACCAAAUUUUUUCGAUGAUGCUGCGAACUAUUUUCACGAUGUACCUACAGAUAUUCCUGGGUGUUCUGGUACUCAACUUCGGGCACCGACUCCUGAUUUGGAUCCUGGAGAUGUACCAGUUACUCAGCCUGUGCCUGAGAUAAGAGCCACAACAUCGCGCCGUACCAGGAUUAGAACAACGAGAAACAAAAAUGUCAAUUACAAGGAAUUAUACUUCAAAAAAAAAUAUCAAAUAGCUUGCUUCGAACUAAAAUCCAAACGGCAGCUGCAUGUUUUAGAUUUAAAAAUUAAACGUAAAGAGUUGGAAAAUUUAAAUGCAAAAUAAAAAUAAUUUUUCAUUCA